Lachancea mirantina is the source of this 450-nucleotide messenger RNA. NCBI's taxonomy places the organism in Eukaryota, Fungi, Ascomycota, Saccharomycetes, Saccharomycetales, Saccharomycetaceae. The record is from the annotation of a GenBank genome assembly.
AUGAACGUCGUACCAUCGUCCAACUUCAGAAGCAGUGUUGCCUCCAACCAGAUCAAGGGAGCCACGUCCAACGCGGCUCCGACUCUUCCGGAUAAUUUGCGCCUUCAGAAGGGCGCUCUGCCGCUCAGCUCGGAGCUGAGCGGCCAACACCCGCUCGAGAACAGAGUUAACAACUGGGACGCCACUCAGCGCAGAAGACAGCUCGAACAGUACCGCCAGGUGUUUGGCAUUGCUGAGCCUAUCAAACGCGAAAUGGAGUUGCAGAUCGUUGAGCACUCGAAUUUCAAUCCGCUCGACACGACGGGCCAGCGGUCCAUGCAUGCCGACAUACUGUUGAACAGGGACGCCUCUGUCGACUGGGAGGACGUUUACCCGAGCGCAGAUGCCACGGGCGCCGUUGAUCUCGGCCACAACGUCCACGGCCAAAUCGAGCAGCAGCUACGUCUCUAG